GCGGUGCGGUGCGGCGCGGUGCGGCGCGGCGGACGGGGCGGAGGGCGAGCCCGGAGCCUCGUCCACCAUCAGAAAGUUGACGGUGUCCGGCGUGGACGACAAUAAAUGUCAGCGCUGAACAGAUCGCGCAAUAAAACCAGCUUGAUAAAUAGAGAACGUGAGCGAGUUGGCGCUGCGGCUGUUUAUCAACAGAGGAGUUCGGUUUCCGGGGCGCGACCUUCCUCUGAACUCAACAAGUUGAUGUCGUCUCUUACGAGCGAUUAAUUAUGAUUAGUCGUUAAACAGCCUUGUGAAAUCAGCUUUCCUUGUCUACGUGUGUUCACCUUUACCUGAAAAACAAUUAGUUUAACCUCUCGGAGCUCAUUUUUGUUAAUUUCGGUUGUGUUGUGACGUCGUUGGAUGGGCCACUGUUUGAAGUCAGCCAGGGUUAUUUCAUGGAAAGUGUGAACUACAUGUCUGACGCUCGUUUAUAGAAAAGUCGACCCAUGCCGUUGAACCGCCUGCAGUGUGUUGGGGUGAAGAUGUCCAUGCUGGUCAACAGACAUGCCUCUCCACAGCAUUUGGCUCCUGUGUAGGAUGCUCCGUCAGGACUGAAGUAAGCGCCGUAGCACGAUGGGCAACGAGGACGCUCUGGAGGAUGUGUUCGUUGCUGUUAUUCGCCCAAAGAACCAAGUGAGCCUGAGCUCAAAGGAAUACAGGGCCAAAGGCUAUGAGAUCCUGUUGAAAGAAGUGCCUUUGGAGGGAAAGGAGAAGAAAAGAAAGAAGGUUCUGCUGGGGACAAAGAUCCAAGCGGGAGGAGACCGAUCCAAAUCCAUACUGGAUUACGUUGAUGAAACAAUCAGACCCAUCUCCAGUAAUCAAGCAUUUGUAGGAAAGCGUGUGGUGCAUAUGAAGAAAUUCCCUCUCGAUGGAGUCAAUGAAGGAAAAGAGGCCUCACUUUAUGUUGUGCCCGUCAGUGUUAAAGACAACAGCAAACCUGUCCACAGCCCCGGGGGCCCCAGCUUCUACUGCCUCCAGGACAUCAUGCGGGUGUGCAGCGAGACCAGCGCUCACUUCUGCCCCGUCACCUCCAGGAUGCUCCUGGCGCUGGACAAGUGGUUGGCCGAGCAGCACGCCGUGCCCCACGCCAUCCCCGCCCUGUUCCGGCCCGCGGCCGUGGAGCGGGUGAAGACCAACGUCAGCAACCCGGCCUACGGCGGCGAGGGCAGGCCGAGCGACGACGGCCUGCACAUGGGCUACACGGCGCUGGAGAUCAGGAGCAAGAUGAUGUCGCUGGAGAAGGCGGACAUGUGCGUCCUCAACCCGCUCUACGGCUCCGAUCUGCAGUACACCAACCGGGUAGACAAAGUUAUCAUCAACCCGUACUUUGGGCUCGGAGCGCCGGACUACUCCAAGAUCCAGAUUCCCAAGAGGGAAAAGUGGCAGCAUGGUCCCAACUGUGCGACCGAUGACAAGGACCGCCAGUGGGUGGAUGACUUCCCCCUCCACCGCAGCGCCUUGGAAGGGGACACGGAGCUGCUCUCCAAGCUCCUGGACAGCGGCUUCUCAGUCAAGCAGCUGGACAGUGACCACUGGGCUCCCAUUCACUACGCCUGCUGGCACGGCAAGGUCGAGGCCACCAAGCUGCUGCUGGAGAAGGGGAACUGUAACCCGAACAUGCUGAACGGCCAGCUCAGCUCCCCGCUGCACUUUGCAGCCAGAGGAGGCCACGCCGAGAUCGUGCAGCUGCUGCUGCAGCACCCAGAGAUUGACCGGCAUAUUGAAGACCAGCAGAAGAAAUCCCCCUUGCAAGUGUGUGAGGAGAACAAACAGAACGAAUAUGAGGAGACGGCGAAGCUACUGCAGCAGGCCAGCAGCAAACCUUAUGAGAAGGUGCGUAUCUACCGCAUGGACGGCUCCUACCGCUCCGUGGAGCUGAAGUUCGGCAACAACACCACGGUGCAGCAGAUCAUGGAGGGCAUGCGUCUCUCCCAGGAAACCCAGCAGUACUUCACCAUCUGGAUCUGCUCCGAGAGCCUCCACCUGCAGCUGAAGCCGUAUCAUAAGCCUCUGCAGCACCUGCGCAUCUGGACGGAGAUCGUGACGGACCUGACGGUGCUGGACCCUCAGAGGGAAACGCCUCAGCUCUUCCUUCGCAGGGAUGUCCGGCUGCCUCUCGAGGUUGAGAAGAAGGUGGACGACCCGCUGGCCAUCCUCAUCCUGUUCGACGAGGCGCGCCACUGCCUCCUGAAGGGCUUCUUCCCUGCUCCAGACAGCAAGCUGAUCACACUGGCCAGCCUCCUCCUGCAGAUCAUCUACGGCAACUACGAGAGCAAGAAACACAAGCAAGGAUUCCUCAAUGAGGAAAAUCUGAAGUCGAUUGUGCCGAUCUCCAAAGUGAAGAGCAAAGCAUACCACUGGACCAACAGGAUUCUCCACGAAUACAAAGCCCUGAGCACCAGUGAGGGAGUGAGUAAAGAGAUGCACCACCUGCAGCGUCUCUUCCUGCAGAACUGCUGGGACAUCCCGACCUACGGGGCAGCCUUCUUCACGGGCCAGGUCUACACCAAGGCCAGCGCCAGCAACCACAAAGUGAUCCGUGUCUAUGUCGGGGUCAACACAAAGGGGCUGCACCUCAUGAACAUGGAGACCAAGGUCUUGCACAUCAGCUUAGAAUAUGGCACUUUCAUGUGGCAGCUUGGACACGCUGACCAGUACUUCCAGAUACACAGUGGUGACAACAAAAUGAACUUCAUUGUGCACACAAAACAGGCUGGCCUUAUUGUGAAGCUUUUAAUGAAGCUAAGUGGACAGAUGACACCAAACGACAAAGCUGUUACAGACAAAUACGCCUAUGGUUAAAAAAACGAAUGAAGAAACCACAGUGGCCAAAGAUCAAAUUCUUUUUGACUUGUGUUUUACUGCAGUAGCCCUGUUCAAGGAGCAACCUUGGCCUCUUUAAACGCCUCAUUUUGUAUAACAAACUUAAUCAAUAUUUCACAGUUCUACAGCUCAUAUUUACAUUUCAUGUAAAUAAUUUCAUUAUUUAAUGUUUUAAUAAAGUGACUAAUGUA
Betta splendens (Siamese fighting fish) is the source of this 3053-nucleotide messenger RNA. It is a transcript of the gene krit1, whose product is annotated as KRIT1 ankyrin repeat containing. Gene Ontology annotation, biological process: cell redox homeostasis; regulation of establishment of cell polarity; negative regulation of angiogenesis. Gene Ontology annotation, cellular component: plasma membrane; cytoskeleton. The record is from RefSeq and is a predicted model, not a curated record. The transcript has 17 exons. Bases 613 to 2841 code for a protein of 742 amino acids. Lineage: Eukaryota; Metazoa; Chordata; Actinopteri; Anabantiformes; Osphronemidae. Gene Ontology annotation, molecular function: protein binding.